Rhagoletis zephyria (snowberry fruit fly) is the source of this 1329-nucleotide messenger RNA. Lineage: Eukaryota; Metazoa; Arthropoda; Insecta; Diptera; Tephritidae. The record is from RefSeq and is a predicted model, not a curated record.
AUGGACCACGAGAAGCUACUUCACGAAGCUCGUCGACGUAUUCUCGCCGAUGCCGAAGAAGCCAGAGAGGUAAUGCACAGUGAGCUGAGUCGAGUGAUGCACAGUGCCUUCAAGGAGAAGCUGCAGACCAUCGGUGCUGCCUCAAACCUGCUCGCUCUGGGCAAUCCGCACUUUGAUCCAAUUGAGGCGCUGGAGAAAUAUCUCAUCAACUCAUCCACUGACAACUCCAUUCCACCGGCAAUGCAUGUUCACCUGGUGAAGUUCCUCUCUGACCAGAAGCAGCCACCAGUUCCAGAAGUGCCCUGCAAAUACGAGUCUCUCUAUGACAGCAGCAGUGAAUCGCCCAUCGACCUCAGCUGCUCAUCAUCAUCAUCAUCAGCAUCAUCGGUCUUCUCGUCACCGUCGCGAGCUUAUUCACCACAACAGGUGGACAAGAAGUUUGACUGUCGUCGAAACUUAUUGCCGUCGAUACUGGAGCAGCAGCAGCAGUCGUUUAUCAGUUCGCAGGCACGAAAACGCAAGUACUCAAUGGCAGACCUGGACACUGCACUAGAGCCGCCCGUCAAUCAGUCGGCGGCUUUUCAGGCUGCUCAAGUGAAGGAGAUCAGACAGGAUGAGUCGAUCAACAACUUUGCCAAGGAGAACCGCAAGGAGAAUCUGCUCACCCUGCAGCGCAAGUGCCUGAUCGACGGCUGCAAUCUGCACUUUGGCAACAAGAACACGAUGCACGAUCACAUGGCCGAGGUGCACAAUGUGCUCAAGUUCAGCUGCCAUGUUCGCAACUGCGGUAUUUCCUGUCACACACAACAACAGCUGAGCAAUCACCUAAUGGUCGCCCACUCUUCUAUGACUGUCUUUUCCUGCUCUAAGUGCGGCAAGACCUUCAAGAAGUACGAUUUAAUGUCGCACCACAUCUACGCAGAGCACGCCGUGGGACUAUACCAGUGCGCCGUUGAAGGGUGCACCUUCCAGGCGAACAUUCGCUCUCAGGUGUCGCGACACUUUGAGAAGAGUCACCGAAAGUACUGCUGCUCGUACUGCAACCGUGCAUUCUCCUACACUGGGCACUUGCGUUGCCACGAACGAACGCACCUUCGCGUGAAGCCCUUUUCGUGCACCUUUGGCAAGUGCACCUACACCAGCGAGAACAAGUCGCACCUCAUUUCUCAUGUGCGCAUUAAGCACUUCGGCCUGCCGAUCACCAAGAAGCUGCAGGUGGCCCUGAACAUUGAGGAUGAUCGCAAUCCAAUGGACUACAUGGCCGUUGACUACGAGCUGAUUGAGCAAACCAAGAAUCUGUUCAAGAAAAAUAACCUCAGUUUUGACUGA